AUGGCUCUCUUUGUGCGCCAGGUCGCCACCUUGACUCUCAAGAAUCUCCUGGCUGCUUUUGUCCGGCGCUGGUUCUCAACCACCAUUCGAGCGUUUCUCUUGCCUUGCAUCUUCGUCGGAUUUCUAUCUUACGCGCGCUUUCUGUUCAUUCCUCCCAGUGUCUAUGGCAUCGGUGACCCUACCCCAAUUCGAAGUUUGUCUGAGGCACUUGACCUGGUCUCCGGCGGCAGAGAUAAACUUGUCUUCGUCAACAAUGGCUUCUCGGAUGGUCCAAUUCAAUUAGUCAUUGACAAGGUGGUGAAUGAUACUGGGUCAUUUGGUGGUCGAAUCGAGAUAUUGUCCCAAGAGCAGGAGCUUUUGACGGUGUGCCGGAACUCAAUCAGGGGAACUUCAUCAUGCAUAGCGGGUGCCGUCUUUUUCUCCUCGCCCUCUGAAGGAGAGGCUGCUCACUGGAAUUACACCAUACGGGCAGACGGCGGACUCCAGUCUAAGAUCGUGACCGACUCCUCCAAGAACGACAACGAGAUCUACUUACUUCCCCUCCAGCACGCCAUCGACCGUGCCAUCUCUGAAGUUGAAGCCGGAACCAAUGGAGCCACAGUCCUGCCCAACGCAGCAGAUGAAUAUCCCUAUACCUCUCUGACGAAACAGGAGCGCUUAAACCGGAUCCGGACCCGAUAUAUGGGAGGUAUCAUCGACAUCUUAGCUGUCGCUUUCUUCAUCGGGGUGGUAGGUGUUACCUAUCAGCUUACCGGUGUCAUCGCCUCAGAGAGAGAAAAUGGCAUGGCUCAACUUCUUGACUGCAUGAUGCCGAAUCUGAAGCGAUGGCAACCACAAAUGGCACGGAUUAUCGCGAACCACCUGGCAUUCGACAUACUUUACGGACCUGGCUGGAUCAUCAUGGCCAUUAUUCUCUGCGCAGGCGUCUUCAGCAAAACCUCCGCCGCAAUCGUCAUCAUCUUCAAUAUUCUAGCCGGGCUUUCAAUGUCAUCCUUCUCGAUCCUGGGAGGUGCAUUCUUUAAAAAAGCUCAACUUAGUGGAAUCACCUCUGUCAUCGUAAGUCUUUUACUCGCUAUCAUCGCGCAGGUCGCCAGCAAAGCCGGAACAGCAUCUGUUGCCAUACUAUCUCUUCUAUUUCCACCUAUGAAUUACGUAUAUUUUACGAUUUUUAUGGCUCGCUGGGAGAGGCAGGAUCUCGGAACGAAUCUGGUGAAACGAGCGCCGGAGAACACAUCUGCUUUGCCCGGUAUCGCUCUUUGGAUCUUUUUGAUAAUCCAGAUUCUUGUUUUUCCUAUACUUGGUGCUUAUGUAGAACGCACACUGUAUGGCACAGCCUCGCAGAGUCGGAGAACCACGUAUUCGGAUGACAAUACGUCCAUCUCAUUAUCUGGAUUUACCAAGGAAUAUCCACCUUCAUGGCUUGCACGAGUUCGUGCACUAUUUACGAGGAAACGACUCACGACUGUACUCGCCGUUGACAAUCUAACCUUGGAUGCAACAAGAGGGCAAAUUGUAGUGCUGCUUGGUGCCAAUGGUAGUGGCAAAUCCACCACUUUGGACGCAAUUGCUGGCCUCAACUCUAUCACCUCGGGAGAGAUCACCGUCAAUUUCCCCGAGGCGCACACAGGGCUAGGAUUCUGUCCUCAGAAAAAUGUGCUGUGGGAUGAUCUCACUGUGGAAGAGCACGUUCGCAUUUUCAACAGGAUUAAGAGCCGAAAGCCAUCCUCGAAAGAAGAAAGCCUACAACUCUUGGCUUCGUGCGAUAUCGACCGAAAGUCCGGUGCUCGGUCAAAAACAUUGUCUGGGGGCCAGAAGCGCAAGUUGCAACUGGCAAUGAUGUUUACCGGCGGCUCGCGAGUAUGUUGCGUGGAUGAGGUGUCCUCGGGUCUCGAUCCACUGUCCCGGCGAAAGAUUUGGGAUAUUUUGCUUGCUGAGCGUGGGUCCAGGUCAAUCGUUCUCACGACGCAUUUCCUGGACGAGGCCGAGCUACUUGCCGACCAUAUCGCGAUACUGUCGAAGGGUAUUCUAAAGGCUUCCGGGACCUCGGUGGAGCUCAAACAUAAACUCGGCUCAGGUUACCGAGUCCACGUCUACCACACCCACGGAUCUCAGCACCUUCCGACUUACAAGGAUGUCAGUCACAUUCGACGAGAUGAUCAAACGAUUUAUGCCUUGACGGACUCAGGAAAAGCCGCAGACUUUCUCCGCCGGAUUGAAAGUGAGGGCGUCGUAGAGUAUCAGGUUAAUGGUCCUACAAUCGAAGACGUCUUUCUGAAGGUUGCUGAGGAGGUCAAACUGGUACAGCAACCAGGUGAAAAGACGGGCACCAACCACAUCCUGCAGGAGGUUGGUAGUCACAGCAGCACUGAGAUCGACCCCGACAACGCGGUCAAGGCAAUGAUUAGAGACGAAUCAUCAGGAGAACCUCCUCAGCUUCUGGAUGGACGCAGGAUCAGCAUGCCCAAACAAGCUCUGGUCCUCUUCUCAAAGCGAUGGGUUGUACUUCGCCGGAACACUCUUCCCUAUCUUGCGGCACUACUGAUUCCAAUCAUUGCAGCCGGCCUUGUCACCCUCUUCCUCAACAACUUUCAAAAGACUACCUGCAGCCCUGCAUCGUUAGCUCUGGUGUCCGAUAUCGAGUCUUUAUCAUCGCAGGUCAAUUAUGAUCUUGUGGCAGGACCACGAGAUCGGCUCGGUCAGAAUGCUAUUCAGCUCUUUGCUUCCACCCUAGCAGGCAGCACGGGAGUCGCGGGAAUUGCGGCCAACACUACAAAGUUGCUAGAUUCGAUCCACCUUGUCGAUACCCUCGAUGAGUUCAACAAUUACAUCGACACUAGAUUCGCCAAUGUGACCCCUGGUGGCUUUUUCCUAGGGGACAGCACUUCACCACCGACCUUUGCCUGGCAGGGGGAUGGAAAUAUUGCGUUUUCGGUCAUCAUACAAAAUGCCAUGGACACCUUGUUGACCAACAGUUCCAUUUCAACCCAAUACCAAGCCUUUGACGUGCCGUGGGGUGCAGAUGUCGGGAAAGCGUUGCAACUGAUCACGUAUUUUGGGCUCGCCAUGGCCGUCUACCCGUCAUUCUUCGCUCUGUAUCCAACAAUUGAGCGGCUGCGCAACGUUCGAGGUCUCCACUACAGCAACGGCGUCAGGUCAGCACCUUUGUGGUUUGCGUACACUACUUUCGACUUCGUCAUUGUCGUGCUCACAAGCUCGAUUACCAUUAUCAUCUUCCGGGCUGUCACCGAUGUCUGGUAUCAUAUUGAAUACCUCUUUGUGGUGUUUUUUUUGUAUGGGUUGACGUCGACACUGUUAUCAUAUGUCAUAUCCCUCUUCUCGCGGUCGCAACUCGCAGCCUUUGCAUUUGCAAGUGGUGGUCAGGCCGUGAUGUUCCUGCUUUACUUCAUUGCUUACAUGUCCGUUCUCACCUAUUCACCGAUCGACAAGAUAGACCGGAACGUCAACAUCUGUCACUUCACAAUUGCGAUCAUCUCUCCCGUUGCAAACCUAACCCGCGCGUUGUUUGUUACUCUCAAUGUAUUUUCGAUCACAUGCCGAAAUCGAGAAUUUGCUUCUUAUGCUGGGUCUAUGACCACGUUUGGCGGUCCCAUCUUGUAUUUGAUCCUGCAGUCAUUUUUGCUAUUUGGGCUACUUCUGUGGUGGGAUUCGGGUCCAUUGUUUCGACAUUUUCGCAAGAAGCAACAAGAAGAGGAGGUGGAAGAGAGAGAUACCGUGGAGGCAGAAGUCUCCAACGAACUCACGAGGGUGUCAUCAUCGCAGGACGGUCUUCGGGUUCUGAACCUGAGUAAGCGAUUCGGCAAAACGCUCGCCGUCAACAAUGUCACGUUUGGAGUGCCUCGAAGCGAGGUCUUCGCCCUUCUUGGGCCAAAUGGCGCUGGAAAGUCGACGACAAUAUCUCUGAUUCGAGGUGACAUUCAGCCCAGCCGUCGAGGAGGCGACAUUUUAGUCGACAAUAUCUCCGUGAUCCGACAUCGGGCCCAGGCGCGCUCUCGCCUUGGAGUCUGUCCUCAAUUUGAUGCGAUGGAUACCAUGACUGUGUCUGAGCAUCUGUAUUUCUACGCCAGAGUCCGUGGUGUCAGUGAUCCUCGCCAUAACGUGGAUGCCGUGAUGCGUGCUGUUGGCUUGGAGCAGUAUGCUGAGAGGAUGGCGGCCAAAUUGUCCGGUGGCAACAAGCGCAAGUUGUCUCUUGGUAUUGCACUUAUGGGCAACCCGAGCGUCCUCCUCCUGGACGAGCCCUCAUCGGGCAUGGAUGCGGCGAGCAAGCGCGUCAUGUGGAGGACGUUGGAAUCGGUGGUGCCUGGUCGAUCUCUGGUGCUCACAACACAUUCGAUGGAAGAAGCAGACGCACUCGCGACAAGAGCUGGUAUCAUGGCAGGCAAGAUGUUGGCGCUUGGUACAACCGACUACCUUCGCAGAAAGCACGGAGACGCGUAUUAUGUGCACCUCGUACAUGGCAGAGCCCCACACGCAUCGGAUGAUGACAUGUUGCGCAUCCGAGACUGGAUUAUGUGCAGUUUUCCCGACGCGAAUAUCGAGAGCAAAGUAUACGCAGGCCAAAUACGCUUCUCUGUGCCAACCAAAGGGUUGUACGCAAGCAAAGAUGGCGAAAUUAGCGCGGAGUCUGGCAUUGCGUCGCUGUUUACCGCCCUCGAGAAGAACAAGUCAGAGCUGCAGAUUGAGUACUACAGCGUCAGUCGUGCAACCUUGGACCAAGUCUUCCUCAAUAUCGUGGGCAAGCACAACGUCGAAGAAGAGGGCGGCGAGACCACUUCCACAGCAAAGACCGGUUUCAUCAAGGAGCUGUCACGAGUGAGCACUCGUUUAGUGCACAAAUGA
Messenger RNA from Fonsecaea multimorphosa CBS 102226, 4857 nucleotides. RefSeq lists its product as uncharacterized. The record is from RefSeq and is a predicted model, not a curated record. Lineage: Eukaryota; Fungi; Ascomycota; Eurotiomycetes; Chaetothyriales; Herpotrichiellaceae. Gene Ontology annotation, cellular component: membrane; intracellular membrane-bounded organelle. The coding region runs from base 1 to 4857 and encodes 1618 amino acids. Gene Ontology annotation, molecular function: ABC-type transporter activity; ATP binding; ATP hydrolysis activity. The transcript has 2 exons. Gene Ontology annotation, biological process: lipid transport; transmembrane transport.